Messenger RNA from Penicillium cinerascens, 1803 nucleotides. Its product is annotated as putative PHD finger domain protein (Ing1). The transcript is spliced from 5 exons. Bases 1 to 1803 code for a protein of 600 amino acids. Gene Ontology annotation, cellular component: Rpd3L complex; Rpd3L-Expanded complex; nucleus. Gene Ontology annotation, biological process: regulation of DNA-templated transcription. The record is from RefSeq and is a predicted model, not a curated record. Lineage: Eukaryota; Fungi; Ascomycota; Eurotiomycetes; Eurotiales; Aspergillaceae.
AUGUCGGCCGUCUCGGUGUCAGCCAUGAAUCCCCAGGGUCAGGGAGUACGCCAAUCCGCUCGCCAAACUCGUACCAACCCCUCUCGAACCUCCAAAACUAUCGGUCGGUCAUCUUUCGGGUUCGGUCGAGGCUCGACGGUCGACAUUCCUUCCACUCCCCCUGUUCCUGUUGGGUUCUACCCUGCCCUCACCCAUUUUACCGAUGCGAUCACCGCCCUCCCGCGCGAGUUUCGCCGACACAAUUCAUUGUUGAAGGAAGUCGACGCUAAGGCAUGGGCGCUCGAAGAAAAUUUGCUUGAGUUACUGCAGGAUUCCUCUGAGUCGCAACCUGUCCCUCAUCCUCCCCACCCGGCGCCCAUUGUCGGUGGGGUGAUUCGGGAGGAUGUCUUGCCAAAGGAGCUUUCUCAGCCUCCCGAGUUGCCCGAGAGCAAAAACCGCCGACUCCUCUUCGAUCGCGUACGGCAAAGCCUCUCCGAUCUCAUGAUGACUACCGACGAAAAGAACCAUGUCAUUUCCAACGCGAAUGAAGAAAUGGACCGUCAAAUCGUCCGCCUGGAUACCGUUUUCCCGUACAUCGCGGGUGAGAUAAGCGACGAGGCUCGUCUGGGUAGUCUGUCACAUUGGGCCUACUCUAAUAAGAGUGCUGCGAAGGCCGCGACCAACGAGCGGCCGCGCCGUGAAGCUGUGAACCAGCGACAGGACUUGGUGCACGCGCUGCACGAGGCUGAAGCCGCCAGUCGCAGCGAGCUACGGCGCGAAGCUGUCCUGGCGCGCAAGAAGGAACGUCGGGGGAACGUCGAUGCGGACUAUGAGGAUACUCGCGCCCCUCGCAAGGCGAAUACCGCCAGAUCCCGAGGAGAUAACGCAACGGCAGAUCAAAGCGCCGCAGCCAAGCGCCGGAAGGUGGAACGACCUGCGGCAAUGGAUCUGGGCACACCCAUGGAGCGCACCGUCAGCGGCGCAGGAAGCCAGCGGGUUUCAUCCAAGGAUGGUGCAGAGAAGAAGCGAUCUCGCGCGCCCAACCCCAAUGCCGCUGCAGCGCGGAAAAAGACCAAUGCCACAUCCAAUGCCGGAUCUCCUGUAUUAGCACCUUCUCCUCUUAUCGGAACUUUCAAUGCCCCGCGCGGUGCCGCCAGCCCUGGGCCCAACCCAGCACGACCGCAAUCUUCCAGAACUCAGCAAAAUGCUGGACAGACCAGCAACGCUCGACAGCGGCCUUCAUCAUCAGCCUCAAAUCGCCUUGGCCAACCUAAUGCCUUCAAACCCUCCGACCCCAGAUCCACACCUCGCGACGGACCCCUCAAGAACGAAGUCCCUAUCCCAGAUGGACGAGAUUACGACGAAAGCAGCCGAACAUCAGUACCAGCAGGAAGCAAACGCGACGACAUGGACGGGCGACCCAUUGACUCCCACGAGUCCGAAACAAGCAAAGGGCGAAACUCCAAGACCUCAACACCCAUCCUCUCCACAUUCGCCGAAACUCAGCCUCGCGCGCGGCCAACGCGAAGUAACGACCCGGCACCCAAGCGCAACGCGAAGAAACCCGCAAUCCCGGUACCCGCCAUCCCCUCCGAUGAAGAGUCCCUCCAUGAAGGCGACGACGAAGACGAGGAUGGUGAGCCCCGGUACUGCUACUGCGAUCAGGUCAGUUUUGGCGAGAUGGUUGCGUGCGAUAAUGACGCCUGUCCGCGCGAAUGGUUCCACCUGUCGUGUGUGGGGUUGACCAAACCGCCUGGGAAGAAUGUGAAAUGGUUUUGCAACGAAUGCAAAGAGAAUAUGCGACGGAGUCGCAACGGGCGGUAA